Ictalurus furcatus (blue catfish) is the source of this 4708-nucleotide messenger RNA. It is a transcript of the gene esrrga, whose product is annotated as estrogen-related receptor gamma a. NCBI's taxonomy places the organism in Eukaryota, Metazoa, Chordata, Actinopteri, Siluriformes, Ictaluridae. The coding region runs from base 2697 to 4205 and encodes 502 amino acids. Gene Ontology annotation, biological process: regulation of DNA-templated transcription. Gene Ontology annotation, molecular function: zinc ion binding; sequence-specific DNA binding; nuclear steroid receptor activity. Gene Ontology annotation, cellular component: nucleus. The transcript has 8 exons. The record is from RefSeq and is a predicted model, not a curated record.
UAUAUAUAUACUGUAUGUAUUUCAGCUCUCUCGCUCUGUAUGUAAGAGCAUAAAGAGGACUUGUCCAGCCUGCUGGGAACGAAUAUGAUGUGCUACUCGUGUUGGUAUUAGCUGUGACAGUAUUGAUUUCACUGAGGAGGAUUAUUGUGGUUUGGGGUUGGUUGUGGUGCUCACUGGAUGUUUUCGGGGCGACUGAUAAAGCAGCGUUAUAGGGAUGGCUGUUUCUAAGGGUGACAUUCCUCUGUUUUGCUCAUACAUGAAAACGUGUCUGAAAAUUCUCUCAGCUAUUUACACCACAACAUUUCAGGAAAACCAAAUUUUCCUGAACAAAGAAAUGAAAACGUUCGGACACUUUGUGUGUGUGCGUGCGUGUGUGUGUGCGUGCGUGUGUGUGUGUGUGUGCUUCACAGAGAUCUACUGUAGUCUGUAUCUCAGCUCAGUGUUGUGCUUGUGCGUUCGCUUGCCGUUUGAUCCACACACAUCUUAAUAUGAGGAAUGUUUGGCGCUCCCGAGGGAUUUUUGCACAACACAGGUAUUACUCCUCUUGCCUUUCAGAUCUCUCUCUCUCUCUCUCCCUCUCUCUCUCCCUCUCUCUAAAGUCAGUUUAGAACUCUAGUGCUGUUCCUCUACUAUAUUGUUUUGACCAGCAGCUUUUGCAUUUGUCAGGUGGAGAAUCCAUUGUGUGCGAAUACAAUGUGAAUACAUUAGUCAAAGUAACUUUUUACUGAAGUAAAGUUAAAUUAGCUCCGUGCACGUGUUAAAAUGCCUUUUUCAGACAUCCUGUGACCUUCAGCACUAACCCCUAUGUGUGUUUUGUCUUUUUUUUUUUUACCCCGCUGAAAUACUAUAUUAGUUCUUUUUCUGCUGUGUUUAUAAAUCAGGGACGUCUAUUCUUAUUAUGGAGGCUUGCUCAUGAAUUUAAAAUAUAUCUAUUUUUUAAUAAAUAAAUAAAUAAAUAAAUAAAUAAAAUUCUAUUAAAAAAAAAAAUCCUGAUUUUAUUUUCAAUGUUAGCAGUUAUUUAUGCUUCAUGUGUCGUGUCAGUGUCAUGCCAUCUGAACACGAUGAUGUGUAUGAGUUCCACACUGGAGUGAGAAAUCCUACAUAAAUGGCUUGUGCUUUUUCUUUUCUUUUUCUUUUUUAAUAAGUCAAACAAUGCUGAUGCUGAUGAUUCCAUGCUUUUUAUCUGAUGCAAUUAAACUACAAAACACACACACACACACACACACACACACACACACGCCAACACACACACACACGCAAACACUCACACAGCUGCUAUUUUUUACAUCAAGGUUUACAUCAAGCAAACUGAAGGCAUCUGAUGAUAGUUGCUGAUGAUUUGAAAUCAGGAACUGAAGCUUGUCAGAUAAGUUCUAUCACGAAGCGAUCUGCUCUGAUUUCUUUGGAGAAUGAAUUUCUGGAAUAUGAAAGGUGGCCGGAGAUGAUUUUGGGAGGCAGCGUGGUGGGGCAGACACAAUACUUAGCCGUUCGGCUCGGCACCUGAAUUUUCUUAUCAGUGGGGAAUUGCGCGUCUCUGAGAGCCUGGCAAUAUCUUCCCUGCUGCUGCUGGAAAUGCAGCGAGUGUGGUGACACACACACACACACACACACACACACACACAUACACUUUUAGGAGCGGAAAGAGCCGCACAAGUGCAUCCCAAUCUUUCUGAAACAAAGGGGAGUCUUUGAUCUUUUCUUAUGGUUCAACCCCCGUGUGGGAUAUGGCCAGUGUGGUGUGAAUGCUUCCUCGUAGACACACACACACACACACACACACACACACACACACAAACACAUACUGCAGUGCACAGUGGCAUUGUGCUGUACAUCAGUCACCAACAGUUUUACAAGAUAAGUUCUUACGAAGAAAUCUCACUAUUGUCAAUCAAAAACACACAUACACACACAUACACACAGACAGAGGAGUUGUCACAGCUUAAUUGUUUUUUUUUCUCACAUCACCCAUCUCCACAUGCAGGACAGAAGGCACUAGGGAAGGAUUUGAUGGAGGAAGAAGUGCAAACACGUUGCUGGCAGUGCAUAGCUUCAUUUACAAUGUUUUGUAUCAACAAAGUGAGCGGCUUUAUCUCCAGGCUUGACAGCACGAACCGAUAAGCAGUGUUGUAGGAGAGACAUGCACUGCCUCUUUAAAUCCCCUUCUUUCUCCAUAUAUCUAUCUCUCUGUUGUCUCGUUAUACUGUGCCCCCCCAUCUCUCUCUCUCUCUCUCUCUCUCUGUCACGCCUUCUUUCUCACUGGCUCUCACUGUCCCCUCCCUUCUCCCUCUGCUCAAUCUCUCUGUUCGCACACACAGCCUCUUGUCCAGCUCCAAUUGGCUGCGCAGGCACCAAUCUGGCACAAGGAAGAGCCGAGGGGGGGGACUGCAUAUGCAAACCCUCGCUUCAUAUUCAUGAGCACCAAUCGUGGCUUUAAGUCCUUGAUUAGAAGAGUGCAAGAGCUUUUGGUCCCAACUGGCUGCGCCUAUAGGCUUGUCACUGGGAGAACGCUUCCUGUUAAUUGCACUGCUCAAGUGACGGGACGGCAAGAGGAGGAGGAGGAGAGAGAGAGAGAGAGAGAGAGAGAGAGAGAGAGAGGGGGACAAAUAGAGAGAGGGGAAAAAGAGAGCGAGAGAGACAGACAGAGAGAAACUUUGAUUUAUAGAAGCGCUUGCUCAAAUGAUGGUCACUGAGUGCCAAUGGAUUCAGUAGAACUUUCACUGCCUGAGUGUUUCUCGUUACACUCUGAACAAGAAAUGAAUGUAUCAAAGGCCCAGGUUAAUAGCGAAGAUAAGUACGGCAAAUGCGGUGCAUGGAGAAUGCAACAGCAUUACAACGUCGAUACGCAUGCACUCUAUAACCAAAGGCUGCUUUGCAGAAUGUCCAGCAAGGACCGCCACAUUGAGUCCAACUGUCCCUCAUACAUCAAGACGGAACCCUCUAGCCCAGCCUCGCUGACUGACAGUGUCAACCACCACAGCCCCGGCGGCUCAUCAGACGCCAGUGGCAGCUACAGUUCAGCAAUGAACGGCCACCAGAACGGCUUGGACUCGCCCACGCUGUAUGGUCCAGGAGGCACGCUGGGCCCCAACGGCACCGGCGCAAAGCGUUACGAAGACUGCUCCAGCACCAUCGGCGAGGAUUCACAGAUCAAGUGUGAAUACAUGCUCAACUCCAUGCCCAAGCGCCUGUGCCUGGUCUGCGGUGACAUUGCGUCAGGUUACCACUAUGGUGUGGCCUCAUGUGAAGCCUGCAAGGCCUUCUUCAAAAGAACCAUUCAAGGCAAUAUUGAGUACAGCUGUCCCGCCACCAACGAAUGCGAGAUCACCAAGCGCAGACGGAAGUCCUGCCAAGCUUGCCGCUUUAUGAAGUGUCUCACCGUCGGAAUGAUGCGGGAAGGAGUGCGGCUGGACAGAGUGCGCGGCGGCAGACAGAAAUACAAACGUCGGAUAGAUGCCGAGAACAGUCCCUAUCUGAACCCACAGCUGGCUCUGCCACCCAAAAAGCCAUUCCCCUUUGGCUGCCUUGCAGAUAAUAAGAUCGUGUCACACUUGCUGGUGGCUGAGCCUGAGAAGAUCUAUGCCAUGCCAGACCCGACUGUCCCCGACAGCGACAUCAAGGCUUUGACCACGCUGUGUGACCUGGCAGACCGGGAGCUGGUGGUCAAUAUCGGCUGGGCCAAGCACAUCCCAGGCUUCUCCACGCUGUCUCUGGCUGAUCAGAUGAGUCUGCUGCAGAGUGCGUGGAUGGAGAUCCUGAUCCUGCGUGUGGUCUACCGGUCACUGUCGUUUGAGGACAAGCUGGUAUACGCUGAGGACUACAUCAUGGACGAGGACCAGUCCAAGCUGGCUGGCCUGCUGGACCUCAACAACGCCAUCCUGCAGCUGGUGAAGAAGUACAAGAGCAUGAAGCUGGACAAAGAGGAAUUUGUGACUUUGAAAGCUAUAGCGCUUGCAAAUUCAGACUCUAUGCAUAUAGAGGACGUGGAGGCGGUGCAGAAGUUGCAGGAUGUGCUGCAUGAGGCGUUGCAGGACUACGAGAGCAGCCAGCAUGCCGAGGACCCGCGUCGCGCCGGAAAGCUGCUUAUGACGCUGCCGCUGCUGCGCCAGACGUCCACUAAAGCCGUGCAGCACUUCUACAGCAUCAAACAGGACGGCAAGGUGCCCAUGCACAAACUCUUCCUGGAGCUGCUUGAGGCCAAGGUCUAGCUUGGCCACCAUCGCCUGGACCGGUUCUGUCAUCAUGGAGCGGGCUGGGCAUACACACGAGCACUCUCACUACACUGGGCAGGCUAUGAGGCUAUGACUGAUAUACCGUUUGCGAAACUUUUCUCCAUAAACAACGGUAUCUAAUAAUGACAAUUUAACCUUAACAAUACUCCGGACUAUUGACGUUAUGCUAGAUGCAUAAAAGAACGAAUAAAGUGUGGUUGUUGAGGAAAAAAACAAACAAACAUGCUGAAUAGGACAAAAAAACUAAAGACUUUUACUAUUUAUCAGCAGGACUUCGAACCAGCUUUUGACUUGUUCUUCUCUGAAAACCGGUGCAGUUUUUAGAGUUUUCUUUGUUGAUUUUCACCUAAAAACGGAACCUGGAUCCAAGAAUGACAAACCCUGCCAAAGGAAGGAGUUCCACUGAGUGGGAUGCCAAUGAAACUGUAAUAUCCCAAACCCAUGUCCAAUAGUCCCUCUUUAACGAACGGCCACAACCU